UCCCUUCUUAUUGCCUGUGUUUGAUCUGUCGCAGAGAGAGAGAGAGAGAGAGAGAGAGGGAUGGAUUGCUGCAUAUGCAGUGCAGUCCCAAUGAUUCUGAGGCCACCGAGGAAUACAAUAUGCGGGGCGUGCCACGAAGCAGCCAGAAGCCUGAUUGCCUUCGUCAACAAGCAGCUGGAAUCCUCAUGUACUGAUCAAAUGAAGGGAUAUUCUUCUUCUUCUCCUUCAAUGCUAGCUGUUAAUGACCUUCCUAACAAAUCAUCAAACGCUUCUUCCUUAGUUUCUCUCCACCCAAAUUCAUCCAAGGGAUUUGCAAGCGUAGUGAAAUGGGCAAAGGAAAUGAAGGAGGCAGAAGGGGAACUAAAGGAGAAAAUAGAUUUCUUGGAUGGGUUUGCUGCUGCCUUCAUGGAUCAAUCUCACACUGACAUCCAAAUCAAGCCCGGCGGUGACGGCCCUUCCAUUCCGGCACAUAAGGCCCUAUUGGCAGCAAGAUCUGAAAUCUUCAAGAACAUGUUAGAGGCAGACGGAUGCAAAGCCCCACCAAACGACACCGUAACUCUCCCAGAACUCAGCCACGAGCAGCUUCAAUCUCUACUGGAGUUCCUCUACAGCGGGAGCUUGGCGGCAGAGAAGGCAGAGAAGCACCUCUACUCUCUUUCAAUUGCGGCCGACAAGUACGAGAUCCCAUUCCUUCAGAGGUUUUGCGAACGCCGAAUGCUGGGGUCCUUAAACCCCUCAAAUGCUCUGGACGUGCUGGAGAUCUCCGAUGUUUGUUCCAACCUGCAGGCGUUGAAGGAGACAGCCUUGAAUUACGUUGUUGGGAACAUGGAAGACAUUGUUUUCUCCGCUAGAUACGAUGCCUUUGCGCUCAAGAACCCUCAUUUGAGUGUUCAGAUUAUGAGGGCGGCCUUGAUCGAUAUCAAAAAUAGAAAAAAUGGCGUGGUUUGAGAGAAAAAGAUCGAGAAAGAUUGUCCAGCAAGGGCAAGAUUAAUUAGAACCACCAACCAGGCAUUCUCAAAGUGCGAUCCAAAUAGUGAACCGCAACAUUUCAAGUUCAAUUUUUUACACCAUCAUCACGCGGCUGUGUGUCCUUCAGCAUUUUCCUUUUUUAUAAGUUAGAAGUCGAGAAGUAGCCGAACAAUUUAUAUAUAGUUAGACCCUUUCAUAUUAAAAAAAAUGUAGAAAUUAAUAUAAUCUAUGAUUAUUUAUUUUUCUUUGUAGAUAUGUUUAUAAAUCAAUGAAUAUGAAUAUUUUAAUUUAUACUA
Molecule: messenger RNA, 1265 nt
Organism: Malania oleifera
Lineage: Eukaryota; Viridiplantae; Streptophyta; Magnoliopsida; Santalales; Ximeniaceae
Product: BTB/POZ domain-containing protein At3g56230-like
Exons: 3
Coding region: 61-948 (295 amino acids)
Molecular function (GO): protein binding
Source: RefSeq, a predicted model, not a curated record